AUGGUCUUCAACGAGAAUGGCGAUAUCUGUGAAAUGGAAAAGGAGUUCAAGAAGCUAGAGUUGUGUACUGCUCAUGGGCUGCUGCCACGGGACUUGCGGACUAUCGACUCAAGUUUUGGAGGCCAUGUUUCGUCGAUACUAGUCAGGAAGCAUGCAAUUGUGCUCCAUCUGGGACAUAUUAGGUGUAUUAUAAAAGCAGACAUGAUGCUGCUAAUCGGGGCUCCUGGUAUGGACGCCAGUCAUCAGAGUGCGUUUGUGUACGAGUUGCAGGGCAAACUCAAGUCAAGGGAUUCUCCAUUCUUUGAACAUCGAGCGCUCGAAGCCGUCCUCCAAAACGUAAUCAACGAACUCGACGAAACGAAAGAAGCCCUCCUUCCACCUAUUGAACACCUCCUUGAAUCCCUCGCACAACACGUCGACAGAGAUAAACUAUUAGAACUCUUAGAAUUCAGGCGUCGAAUAACGAAAUUCGAAAACAAAGUGACCUCAUUACGUGAAACAAUACAAGAUUUACUUAAUAACGAUGAAGAUUUGGCCGAGUCGUAUCUGACAGAGAACAAUGCGGGGAGGCCGAGACAGGAGAGCGAUCAUCUGGAGAUUGAGUUUCUGUUGGAGCAUUAUAUGAAAAGGAUUGAUGAAAUCGCAUAUACCAUCACGGAAGCAUCAAACGGCAUCGCAUCGACCCAACUCAUAACAAACAUGAUUCUGGCCUCACAGCGAAACCAACUGUUAUUAUUCGAAAUCAAGAUAACCCUCGCAACCAUGGCUCUAUCAUCUGUAGCUGCUGUUGCAUCUAUAUUUGGAAUGAAUAUUCAGAACGGACUGGAAGGUUCGCAUCCAUCAUUCUAUGCCGUCGUAGGACUCAAUGUCUGUGUCGCAGCAUUCUUGUAUCUAGCUACUACUAGUCGGAUGAGGAGAAUGUCGCAGAGUACGGGGUUCAAAAUUAGUAAACGAAGCCCACUGCUUCCCCUCCUCAAUGUUUCCGGAACCACAACUGCUACAAAGACCACAUAG
Messenger RNA from Synchytrium microbalum, 1014 nucleotides. RefSeq lists its product as uncharacterized. Bases 1 to 1014 code for a protein of 337 amino acids. Gene Ontology annotation, molecular function: magnesium ion transmembrane transporter activity. The transcript is spliced from 7 exons. Gene Ontology annotation, cellular component: mitochondrial inner membrane. Lineage: Eukaryota; Fungi; Chytridiomycota; Chytridiomycetes; Synchytriales; Synchytriaceae. Gene Ontology annotation, biological process: mitochondrial magnesium ion transmembrane transport. The record is from RefSeq and is a predicted model, not a curated record.